GCUUUUGGGCCCUGACAGCUAGUUUGAAGUGAUUCGGGUGGACAUGGCUCACACAUAAAUUAAAACGUCACAGCCCCAGUUUUGUCACCAGGGGCUGUUGCUUGAAUUUGCUGCUUUUUCCUAGCACGAGCGUUGCGGGUCUGCCAGGACUCGUGUUUGGCCUCACAGCAAGUGUCGUCGCCUUUCUAGCGAUGAGUCGUGUUGAUUGGUGCUUGUCAGUUGCGCGGCGGGUCCUGCUGCGUGAUGGAGUUACGUGGGCGGCAUCAGUACCUUGCAGAAGGGACACUGAAUAGCCUCCCGUGCUGACGCCGCCAGGGUCUGGGACUCAGCUCUUUGGCAGGGCUGGUGAACUGUGGAUUGUCCAGGGGCUGGCGGAUCAGAUGGUCAGCACGCAGGCCUGCCUUCCUGUGCUGACAUUCUGGACAGAGGACGGCAGAUGUCCACCAGCUGGUGCGGAGCUGCAGGACGGCCUGACUCACCGCGAGCUGCGAGCACGGAUGCUUUAGGGAGCGGCGCUCGCUGUCGCUUGCCGCACAGAGUCCCACGAUGAGCGUCCAGGAGCAGGGUUUCCCCCUGGACCUCGGAGCAAGCUUCACCGAAGAUGCCCCCCGGCCCCCGGUGCCUGGGGAGGAGGGAGACCUGGUGUCCGCAGACCCGAGGCCCGCCAGCCACAGCUUCUGCUCCGGCAAAGCUGCUGGCAUUAAAGCUGAGACUUCGACGGCUACUCCAAGGCGCUCGGAUCUGGACCUGGGGUAUGAGCCCGAGGGCAGUGCGUCUCCCACGCCGCCAUACUUGAAGUGGGCCGAGUCCCUGCACUCCCUGCUGGACGAUCAAGACGGGAUCAGCCUGUUCAGGACUUUCCUCAAGCAGGAGGGCUGUGCUGACCUUCUGGACUUCUGGUUUGCCUGCAGUGGCUUCAGGAAGCUGGAGCCCUGCGAUGCGAAUGAGGAGAAGAGGCUGAAGCUGGCUAGAGCCAUCUACCGCAAGUACAUCCUGGACAGCACUGGCAUCGUGUCCAGGCACACCAAGCCGGCCACCAAGAGCUUCAUCAAGGACUGCAUCGUGAGGCAGCAGGUCGACCCCGCCAUGUUCGACCAGGCCCAGACGGAGAUCCAGGCCACCAUGGAGGAGAACACCUACCCCUCCUUCCUCAAGUCCGACAUUUAUUUGGAGUACACGAGGACAGGCUCGGAGAGCCCAAAGGUCUGUAGUGACCAGAGCUCUGGGUCAGGCACAGGGAAGGGCCUGUCUGGAUACCUGCCCACUCUGAAUGAAGACGAGGAGUGGAAGUGUGACCAGGACACGGACGAGGAGGAAGCGCGGGACGCGGCGCCUCCCAGCAGGCUCACCCAGAAGCUGCUCAUGGAGACGGCUGCCCCGAGGGCCUCCUCAGGGAGACGGUACAGCGAAGGCAGAGAGUUCAGAUACGGGUCCUGGCGGGAGCCUGUCAACCCCUACUACGUCAACUCUGGCUACGCCCUGGCCCCAGCUACCAGUGCCAAUGACAGCGAGCAGCAGAGCCUGUCCAGCGACGCCGACACCCUGUCCCUCACAGACAGCAGCGUGGAUGGGAUCCCGCCGUACAGGAUGCGCAAGCAGCACCGCAGAGAGAUGCAGGAGAGCGUCCAGGUCAACGGGCGGGUGCCCCUCCCUCACAUCCCCCGCACCUACCGAAUGCCAAAGGAGAUCCGUGUGGAGCCGCAGAAGUUCGCCGAGGAGCUCAUCCACCGGCUGGAGGCCGUGCAGCGCACGCGGGAGGCCGAGGAGAAGCUGGAGGAGCGGCUCAAGCGUGUCCGCAUGGAGGAAGAAGGAGAGGAUGGUGACCUUCCCCCUGGGCCCCCAGGGGCGAGCCACAAGUUGCCUCCUGCCCCAGCCUGGCACCACUUCCCGGCCCGCUGUGUGGACCUGGGCUGCGCCGGGCUGCGGGACGCACACGAGGAGAACCCCGAGAGCAUCCUGGACGAGCACGUGCAGCGGGUCAUGCGGACCCCUGGCUGCCAGUCUCCCGGCCCUGGCCACCGCUCCCCUGACAGCGGGCACAUGGCCAAGGUGUCGGCCACGCUGGGUGGCGUGGCCUCGGGGCACGGGAAGCACAUGCCCAAGUCGGGGGCGAAGUUGGACGUGGCCGGCCUGCAUCACCACAGGCACGUCCACCACCACGUCCACCACAGUACAGCCAGGCCCAAGGAGCAGGUGGAGGCCGAGGCUGCCCGCAGGGUCCAGAGCAGCUUCGCGUGGGGCCCGGAACCGCACAGCCACACAGCCAAGACCCGCAGCCACUCAGAGGGCAUGGGUGCCACCCCCAGCGCCGGCGACAGCCUGGCCUACAGCGGGAAAGCAGGCAUGCCCUCCAGAAGAAGCGCCAAGAAGGCCGAGUCUGGGAAGAACGCGGCUGCGGAGGUGCCGGGCGCCUCGGAGGACACGGAGCGGAACCAGAAGAUCAUGCAGUGGCUCAUCGAGGGCGAGAAGGAGAUCAGCAGGCACCGGAAGACCGGCCACGGGUCCUCUGGGGUGCGGAAGCAGCAGGCCCACGAGAGCUCCAGGCCCUUGUCCAUUGAACGCCCUGGGGCCGUGCACCCCUGGGUCAGUGCUCAGCUCCGGAACUCCGUCCAGCCCUCUCAUCUCUUCAUUCAAGACCCCACCAUGCCACCCAACCCCGCCCCCAACCCCCUGACCCAGCUGGAGGAGGCCCGCAGGCGUCUGGAGGAGGAGGAGAAGAGAGCCAGCAAGCUGCCCUCCAAACAGAGGACGAAGUCACAGCGGAAGGGGGCCGGCGGGGGCAGCCAGGCGUGCGACAGCAUCGUGGUGGCGUACUACUUCUGCGGGGAGCCCAUCCCCUACCGGACCCUGGUCAGGGGCCGUGCUGUCACCCUGGGCCAGUUCAAGGAGCUGCUGACCAAGAAGGGCAGCUACAGAUACUACUUCAAGAAGGUGAGUGACGAGUUCGACUGUGGAGUGGUGUUCGAGGAGGUGCGCGAAGACGAGGCCGUGCUGCCCGUCUUCGAGGAGAAGGUCGUCGGCAAGGUGGAGAAGGUCGACUGAGCCCGCGCCGGGGCGGCCGCCUCCCGGAAGCCCUCCAGGAGCUGCCUGUGUGCAGCCAGCGUCUGGCUGACGAACAGCCGCCUGCCCCGUGCGGCCCCAGGAGGGGCCCAUCCACUUCCCAUAGCAAUACUCGGAGAGUCUGGCCGGCCACUGGUGUCCCCGCUCGGCUGGCCCGGCCCAGGAGUCCCCGCGCGUCUCUGGACUGUACGUGCCACCCAGUGCCUUCCGCCAGCCGUCUCUCGCCUGCCACUGUGAGAGCCGCGCCGGAGCCGGCCCUGCAGCCCCUGGCCACGUGUAAAUAUGUACAGUUCCCAGGCCCGUUUUUCAUGCGCUGACUUGUACAAUGGUCUUUUCAAAGGUACUUGGAUAAUAAUGAAAUAAAAGUUUUUGAACCUGC
This is a messenger RNA of Oryctolagus cuniculus (rabbit), 3439 nucleotides long. The record is from RefSeq and is a predicted model, not a curated record. NCBI's taxonomy places the organism in Eukaryota, Metazoa, Chordata, Mammalia, Lagomorpha, Leporidae.